Molecule: messenger RNA, 2885 nt
Organism: Rosa rugosa (rugosa rose)
Lineage: Eukaryota; Viridiplantae; Streptophyta; Magnoliopsida; Rosales; Rosaceae
Exons: 25
Coding region: 131-2722 (863 amino acids)
Molecular function (GO): methyltransferase activity; oxidoreductase activity
Source: RefSeq, a predicted model, not a curated record
AAAAAAACAGUUGGCCGGAGGUUAAACUUAAUUGGCUUAUUUCUUUUCUGAAUCUGAACACAUUAGAGAGAGCAGAGUAUCUUGAAAUUCUGCUCAGGAGGAUUCGAAGUAGAUCUAAGAUAAGUGAAAGAUGAAAGUGGCAGUGAUUGGUUCUGGUAUUAGUGGUUUGGUCUCAGCCUAUUUUCUUGCAAAAGAAGGCGUUGAAGUGGUUCUAUAUGAGAAAAAAGACUACCUGGGUGAUCAUGCCAGGACUGUCACAUAUGAUGGUGUUGAUUUGGACCUUGGUUUCAUGGUCUUCAAUCAUGUAAUGUAUCCAAAUAUGAUGGAGUUCUUUGAGAGCCUUGGAGUGGAUAUGGAGACAUGCAACAUGUCCUUCUCAGUGAGUUUAGAUAAAGGACGGGGCUGUGAAUGGGGUAGUCAAAAUAGUCUCUCAAGCUUGUUUGCAGAAAAGAAGAACUUGUUCAACCCUUACUUCUGGAAAAUGCUUCGAGAAAUCACCAAGUUUAAACAUGAUUUGAUCAGUUAUCUUGAGGUGCGUGAGAGUAACCCAGACAUUGACCGGAAUGAAACCUUGGGGCAGUUUAUUGAGUCACAUCACUACUCUGAACUAUUUCAGAAGGCUUACCUUAUUCCAAUAUGUAGUUCAAUCUUAUCGUGUCCUUCAGAAGGAGUUAUAAGCUUCUCAGCUUUAUCUGUGCUUUCGGUUUGUCGCAAUCAUCAUCUACUUCAGCUAUCUGGCGGCCCACAGUGGCUUACCAUCAAAUGGGGUUCACAUUGUUAUGUGAAGAAGGUGAAAGAAGUGUUGGAGAGUAAAGGGUGUCAGAUAAGAACCGGCUCUGAGGUGCAUAAAGUUUCCACAACUGAUGACGGUUGCACUGUUUUUACUGGAGAUUGUUUUGAGGAAAUUUACAAUGGAUGCAUUAUAGCUAUCCAAGCCCCCAAAGCCGUGAGAAUAUUAGGAGAACAGGCAACACCGGAUGAACUGAGAAUACUUGGCGCAUUCCAAUAUGUGUACUGUGAUAUUUUCCUUCAUCGUGACAAAACUUUUAUGCCCCAAAAUCUAGUAGCAUGGAGUGCAUUAAACUAUCUUGGAAGUACUGACAACAAAGUAUGUUUGACAUACUGGCUCAAUCAGGUUCAGAACCUCAGCGAAACACGUCAACCAUAUCUUGUGACACUCAAUCCAGAUCAUACACCAAACCACAUCUUGCUUAAGUGGUCAACAAGCCAUCCAGUCCUAUCUGUUUCUGCAUUGAAAGCUUCGCUGGAGCUUCCUCAUAUUCAAGGAAAGAGAGGAAUUUGGUUUUGUGGAGCAUACCAGGGUUAUGGCUUCCAUGAGGAUGGGCUAAAGGCUGGAGUGGCUGCAGCACAUGGUAUGCUUGGAAAAGGUUGUGCCCUGUUGGGAAACCCAAAACAUAUGGCUCUUUCAUUGACGGAAACAGCAGCACGCUUAUUUGUUACUAGAUUUUGUAGACAUUAUAUAUCUACCGGAUGUUUAGUCUUAUUAGAAGAGGGAGGCACAAUGUUCACCUUUGAGGGAAGCAGAAAUGACUGUUCUCUAAAAUCCAUUCUUAAAGUUCACAGUCCUCAGUUUUACUGGAAAGUAAUGACACAGGCUGAUCUAGGCAUUGCAGAUGCAUAUAUCAGUGGUGAUUUUUCUUUCGAUGAUAAAGACCGAGGUCUUCUAAAUCUUUUUAUGCUUCUCAUUGCCAACAGAGAUUCUAAUGCCUCAAAAUCAAACAAGAAAAGGGGAUGGAGGCAGCCUUUGUUUUUCACAGCCACUAUAGCGUCAGCCAAAUGUGUCUUUCAGCAUGCUUUAAGGAAAAAUAGUCUUACACAGGCUCGAAGGAAUAUAUCUCGUCAUUAUGAUCUGAGUAAUGAACUAUUUUCGCUGUUCUUGGGUGACACAAUGAUGUACUCCACUGCAAUAUUUAAGACAGAAGAUGAGGAUUUGAAUACUGCACAGCUUAGGAAAAUCUCUAUUCUCAUUGAUAAGGCUAGAAUAGAUGAGAACCAUGAGGUUCUAGAUAUUGGUUGUGGUUGGGGAACCUUUGCUAUUGAAGCAGUCAAACAAACGGGCUGCAGAUUCACUGGCAUCACUCUAUCUGAGGAACAACUUAAAUUUGCUGAAAAGAAAGUGAAAGAUGCUGGACUUCAGCACCGGAUCAAGUUCCUUCUGUGUGACUACCGCCAAUUGCCUUCUUACCACAAAUAUGACAGAAUCAUAUCUUGCGAGAUGCUAGAACAUGUCGGCCAUGAAUUUAUGGAUGAGUUCUUUUCUUGUUGUGAGUCUGUACUGGCAAAAAAUGGGCUUUUUAUUCUCCAGUUCAUAUCUAUGCCGGAUGAAUUCUAUGAUGAGUACCUACGAAGUUCAGACUUCAUAAAGGAAUAUAUAUUUCCCGGUGGAUGUCUACCUUCAUUAAGUAGGGUAAUAUCAGCCAUGGCAACUUCUUCUAGACUUUGUGUGGAGCACUUGGAAAACAUUGGAAUUCAUUAUUAUCAAACACUAAGAUGUUGGAGAAAGAAUUUCUUAGAGAGACAGAGUGAAAUACUCGCUCUUGGAUUCAAUGAAAAUUUCAUUCGAACAUGGGAAUAUUAUUUUGAUUAUUGUGCUGCUGGUUUCAAGUCACAUACACUUGGAGACUACCAGAUUGUGUUUUCACGUCCUGGUAAUGCUCUCACAUUCAACAAUCCAUAUAAGGGUUUCCCUUCAGCAUAUUGAUGGUUAUGCACUAUGAACUACCAUGAAGAAUAAGGCGCAAAUUAAACAAGGCUCCCUUUGAAUGAGUGAUUCUAAAUCUACAUAUUUUGUUUGACAUAUAUUAUUGCUUAAAUUGCAUGUCAAACAUGUAAAGAUUUCAAGUUCGAAUAAAAAAGUAAAUAAA